Fomitiporia mediterranea MF3/22 is the source of this 1614-nucleotide messenger RNA. RefSeq lists its product as uncharacterized. The coding region runs from base 1 to 1614 and encodes 537 amino acids. The record is from RefSeq and is a predicted model, not a curated record. NCBI's taxonomy places the organism in Eukaryota, Fungi, Basidiomycota, Agaricomycetes, Hymenochaetales, Hymenochaetaceae. The transcript has 5 exons.
AUGCCGCUGCUCACUCGACGAGAAAUAACCCUCCUACUCUUUGCACUCACCGUCUUUCUUGUCGCAUACAAUUUCGAAUCGUCGGUCCCAACUCUCAGUCUUGCACGCUCGGCAAUCAACGAUCUCUCUGCAUCAGCUCUCCUCAACGUUCAAAACGUUUUUCGCGAGGAUGGCAGGCGGUCGUCAAAGUUUGCUGAUGACCUAGAGGUUGCUGUUCUGGGUGACUGGGAGAUAGAAAGUAGGAAGCAAUAUGAUCUUGGGCCGGGAGGUGUAACAGAAGACCAACAUCAUUUAUACUGGGGUAACGGGAAUAUUCCUUCGACGAACUUGGUUGCACAUGUACCAGGAUAUACUAUUCUUGACAAUGUUCUGCUCCUCAACGGAACUCUAUAUCUUGUAUCCGAUCGGACUUCUCAGUCAUUCCCAACUGUUGCAGCGAUGUUGUCGACUAAUCUCGGUAUAUCCGAUCCACCUGUUCUGCAGGAUCUCAGAAUCGUAACGAGACGUCAGGCUAUUGAUAUUUUAGGCUACGACGCACACAGGUACUUUGACGUUGCAAGUUCACAAGAGCUUGAUAUGGAUGCUCAACUGUUACUAGACAACCAAACAUUCCUCGCCCUACACCGAGCAUACGCCACUCUCGCAGAAUCAGACACCACCUCACCACCACUCGUCCCACCAUCACUCUCACUCUUCCCCAAUGCAAAGCGUACCGAAAUCGACGAAUCUGGAUACUCACUCCGACUCGCACGGCUAGCAUUCCCCUUCAUGGGACAUCUCUUCGCAGAAGAUUGGAUAGAUUACGAACGUUCGAACCGGCCCGUGAUUUUUGAUCGUAUCCUGCUUGCGGAUCGGGCGGCGGCGGAACAUGCCGCUCAGGCAUUUGAUUUUGGUACGGAGGUUAUUGUUUCUCCGCAUUUGGACAGGGAUAGGGAGGAGGAAGUAAAUCGUGAAUUAACGAAAGGAAAUAAGAAGGGAGUAAGGAUAUCAGGAAUGACGAUUGAGGCUACGGAUAAAAGGUUAUCGUUCGCGCCUGCUUUCGCGUUGCCUGCGCGGGAAGACUGGGCAGCACCGAUUCGUGAAGCUGCUUUGUCUUUACCUUCACCGAAAGUGGGAAGUGAGAAACGCCGUGCCGUAACGUAUGUGUCGACGCAAGGCCGUCGGAUGGGUCCGAGGUUGAGAAACGACGACCAUGAUGCGCUUGUACGCGAGCUGAAGAAACUCGGUUCGUCGCAGAAGUGGGACGUGCAUAUUAUCGAGAUCGGUGGUGAUGGCGGUGAGCCUACUCCGUGGGUGGAGCAUAUACGUGCAGCAGCACAAUCUUCGAUCAUGCUUGGCGUGUACGGCGACUCUUUAACAAACAGUAUCUUACUCCGACCCGGUCCACCUACACCUGCCGUAAUCGAGUUCUUCCCUGACGGUCGGUACACGAACGAACACGAGUUUGUCACUCGAGCACUUGGGAUACAUUACGUUGCUUGGAGAAACACAAAAAAAUUCUCUCGAGGCUCACUCCCACCCAUCUCCCCACCAACGACAGCAGAUAGUCGAGUAUUGAGUAUCGACGUAUCUGCUGUGAUCUCGUACGUCAAGGAACAGAUGAAACGCUCAUAA